Molecule: messenger RNA, 927 nt
Organism: Pestalotiopsis fici W106-1
Lineage: Eukaryota; Fungi; Ascomycota; Sordariomycetes; Amphisphaeriales; Sporocadaceae
Exons: 2
Coding region: 1-927 (308 amino acids)
Cellular component (GO): cytoplasm
Molecular function (GO): oxidoreductase activity, acting on the CH-OH group of donors, NAD or NADP as acceptor
Source: RefSeq, a predicted model, not a curated record
AUGUCGGAAACGUUUACUGUGCAAACCUCUGAGUUGACCAACAUUAGGGACAAGGUAGUCCUGAUCACCGGGGGGUCCUCGGGAAUAGGACUGGCCACGGCUCAGCUGGUACUGUCGCUAGCAGACACGAACCGCGUCGCCAUCCUGGACCGGGCCGCUGCACCCGCGUCCUUGACUUCAUCAAACAACUCGGACAGAGUCCUGUUCCACCAAUGCGACCUGACGUCGUGGACCGCGCAGAGGGCCGGCUUUGACGCGGCAGUCGCCAAGUUUGGCCGCAUUGAUUUCGUCGUCGCCAAUGUGGGACUCAACGAAAAGGGAGUACAAUUCUUUAGCGACGAGCUGGACGGCGACGGAAAACUCAAGGAGCCGGACCGUAGCGUCCUGGACGUCACGUUUACCGCCAAUGCCGACACGGUCAAAUUGGCGAUUCAUCAUCUCCGCUCCAACAAGAAUGGCGGCGGCAUCAUCAUGAUUAGUAGCUUUGCGGGCUAUCUGGGGAAUGCCGGGGCCCCGUACUACAAUGCAUCAAAACAUGCCAUCGUCGGACUGCUUCGUUCGCUCAAGCCAGAGGUGCCCAAAGUCGGUGUCGCCAUCUCGGUGGUGGCGCCAGCCAUAACAUCGACUCCCAUGCUGGGCUCGCUCGAUGGAAACGUCACCCCGGCGCAGGCCGAGGCGAGACUGACAAACCUUGGCGUCUUGGUGAACCGCGUCGAAAGUGUGGCCCUUGCCGUGGCGCAUCUGAUCAAUCUGGGCGCCGACUCUAAUGGAAUGGGAAUUUUGGUCCAGGGUGAUAGGAUGCGAGACGUGGAAAAAGGAUACGCCAAGAGUAGGUCAACGCUGCUGGGAAAGGAGAUGCUGGACAUGUUUCGACAGGGAUCUGGCAAGGAACUUUAUCCGCGGCUCAAGAUCGAAGCAAAGAUCUGA